This is a messenger RNA of Hibiscus syriacus, 1404 nucleotides long. RefSeq lists its product as uncharacterized. The record is from RefSeq and is a predicted model, not a curated record. Lineage: Eukaryota; Viridiplantae; Streptophyta; Magnoliopsida; Malvales; Malvaceae. The coding region runs from base 1 to 1404 and encodes 467 amino acids. The transcript is spliced from 6 exons.
AUGGUUGUAUUUGGGUCAUUUGGCAAAAAGGAAACUAUGGAAUCAACUGAGUUCUAUGAAAAGUAUGGUGAUAUUAUGCCUUGUUUGAUAGGAGGGGACUUCAAUGUCAUUUUAAAAGCUGAGGAAAGUUCGGUUCCUGUUACUGCUGGAGCAAAUGCUGAUAUUUCUGAUUUUCAAAACUGUGUGGAGGAGUUGGGGCUUUUCGAUCAUCUUUUUACUGGUCCUCUAUUUACUUGGUCGAACAAACUGCAAGAAACUUACCUGGCACGUAAAUUGGACCGCGUACUUGUAAAUUCGAAAUGGAUCGACACAUUUCCUGACUCAGAUGUUGAAUUUCAAGCUCCAGGUGAAAUGGAUCAUUGCCCUGCUUUAGUUUGGCUGCACAAAGAAGCUCCUGUAGUUAGACCUAAGCCAUUUAAGUUCUUCAUUUUUUGGGUGAUGCAUCCUAAAUUUAUGAAUAUAGUUGAGGAGUCUUGGCAGGCCCUGGCUGUAGGGAAUCCAGCUCAGUUGACCAAUUUGGAUUCCGAUAUUGCUGGCAACAAUAUUAAUGCUGAGUUGAAAGUUAAGUGGGAAUUGGAAGUUCUUGAGAAGGUAGAAUUGCUUUUCUAUAAGCAAAAGGCAAAAGUGAACUGGAUUAGAGAUGGUGUGGCUGACUUGGAUGUGAAGGGUUGUAAUGUCAGAAUGAUUAAAGAUCUUCUUGAUUACUCCUUUCCUAUGGGUGCUACAUAUGCUUUAUGCAUGGAAAUCUCUGAUGCUGAGAUAAAGGAAGCCAUAUGGGAGCAAGGGAAUGACAAAUCCCCUGGGUCGGAUGGCUAUAAUCCUUACUUUUUCGAAAGAGAUUGGCCUAUAGUGGGGGAUGAUUUUAAGGCUGCCAUCAGGUACUGUUUUGAUAACUCUUUUUUACUCAAUUCUUUAAAUGCAACGACUAUAGUUCUUGCGCCAAUGGUGCCUAACCCGAGUAUGACUUCUUUUGUGAAAGGGAGGAGUAUAGUAGAUAAUGCACUACUUGCUCAAGAGAUUGUUAGAGGUUGCACUAGGAAAAAUAUAUCCCCAAGAUGUGCUCUAAAAAUUGAUUUACAAAAAGCAUUUGACUCUCUAAACUGGGAGUUUGUAGGUUUUAUCUUGCAUGCUUUGGGACUGUCUGAGAAGUUCAUUGGCUGGAUUUGGAAGGGGUCUGACUUGCCUGCAAAGGGUGCUCGGGUAAACUGUAGACAGGUUUGUUUAGUGAAAUCUGAAGGGGGACUGGGUGUAAAAGAUAUAGGAGGAUGGGAAAGAGCAUGUAUUGUGCAAUUGAUUAGAAACUUAUUGGCUAAUGAAGGUUCCCUCUGGGUGGCUUGGAUUCGUACUUAUGUGACUAGGAAUGCUGAGUUUUGGCAGAUGAGUAUCCCUAUUAAUGCCAGUUGA